Messenger RNA from Columba livia (rock pigeon), 1232 nucleotides. RefSeq names its product ribosomal protein S6 (gene RPS6). Gene Ontology annotation, biological process: translation. Lineage: Eukaryota; Metazoa; Chordata; Aves; Columbiformes; Columbidae. Gene Ontology annotation, cellular component: ribosome. The coding region runs from base 362 to 1186 and encodes 274 amino acids. Gene Ontology annotation, molecular function: structural constituent of ribosome. The record is from RefSeq and is a predicted model, not a curated record. The transcript is spliced from 6 exons.
UUCCUGCGCUUAGAAGGGCUUUUGGCCAUGGCGAGGCCUUUCUUAUGAGAAGCGGGACCUAGCAGGGAAGCACCGAGCGGGCCGGAGGUGCUGCCAGGCCGCGCUCGAUGGGAGUGGGCCGGGAGGCGGCUCUGAGUCUCUGGCCUUCGCACUGUCCCCUCAAAAAACAUACCAACGGGCGGCAAACGUGGCUGACCUCGGGUUUUGGUUCCGCAGUUGUUCAGUGUAACGUGGCCUGCAAAGAGCUUGCAGAAGAGGCAACAGGUUUCUGCUGCCCUCACCUUGACUUGCGUGAUUGCAGUCUGAAGGUGGUGGAGCUCCAGCUGCCAUCAAGCCACUUCGCUGUGUGACUGAGCGAGAGAUGCAGCCCAGCGUGGCCAAGGACGGACUUGCCUGUCUCUCUGGGCAUGGUAGUGACAAGUUAUGGCUAUUAAGCAUUCAUCUGAACAUCUCUUUCCCAGCCACUGGCUGCCAGAAACUCAUUGAAGUGGAUGAUGAGCGCAAGCUGAGAACGUUCUAUGAAAAACGGAUGGCCACGGAGGUCGCGGCUGAUUCUCUUGGCGAGGAGUGGAAGGGCUAUGUUGUCCGGAUCAGCGGUGGCAAUGACAAACAAGGCUUCCCCAUGAAGCAAGGUGUCCUGACACAUGGACGUGUCCGCCUUCUGCUCAGCAAGGGCCACUCCUGCUAUCGACCCAGAAGAACUGGAGAGAGGAAACGCAAAUCUGUUCGUGGUUGCAUUGUUGAUGCCAACUUGAGUGUUCUGAACUUGGUCAUCGUGAAAAAGGGUGAAAAGGAUAUUCCUGGGCUGACAGACACCACUGUGCCCCGUCGUCUUGGUCCCAAGAGGGCUAGCAAAAUCCGCAAGCUGUUCAACCUGUCCAAGGAGGAUGAUGUUCGCCAGUAUGUUGUGAGGAAGCCUCUGAACAAAGAAGGCAAGAAACCCAGAACCAAGGCUCCUAAGAUCCAGCGACUAGUGACUCCUCGAGUUCUGCAACAUAAGCGCAGACGCAUUGCUCUAAAGAAGCAGCGCACUCAAAAGAACAAGGAGGAAGCAGCAGAAUAUGCGAAGCUCUUGGCCAAGAGAAUGAAGGAAGCCAAGGAGAAACGCCAAGAGCAGAUUGCGAAGAGACGCCGGCUUUCUUCAUUGAGAGCUUCUACAUCUAAGUCUGAGUCAAGUCAGAAGUAAAGAUGUACAUGAUAAUAAAAAUAAACCAUUUUGUGGUUAACUUUCA